Messenger RNA from Terrapene triunguis (Three-toed box turtle), 1080 nucleotides. It is a transcript of the gene DCST1, whose product is annotated as DC-STAMP domain containing 1. The record is from RefSeq and is a predicted model, not a curated record. The transcript is spliced from 9 exons. The coding region runs from base 1 to 1080 and encodes 359 amino acids. NCBI's taxonomy places the organism in Eukaryota, Metazoa, Chordata, Testudines, Emydidae.
AUGGCCCUGAAGCGAGCCGUGCUCGGCCUGCUGCCCGCCUGCUGUGCCCGCUUCCUCUGGAGCCAGCCCGACCAGCUCUGCCUCAGCAAGUUCUUCCUGGGCGCAGGCGUUGGGGGCUUCCUGGCCCUGGGCCUCUCCCAGCUCCUCAUCUUCCCCAUGAGCCUCGACGAGGGUCACAAGAUCGAGCUGAUGUACGGGCUGGCAGGUGUCAGUGCCCUGGGCUGGGGCAUCUCCCCGCACUUCCGCUGCGCCAGCCUCCUGGUCGCCCCCAAGUUCCUGGGCAAGGAGGGGCGGAUCUACCUGCUCACCUACGUCCUGGCUGCCGUCUAUGACGGCCCCAUCGCCAACAUGCGGCACAACCUGGACGAGGUGAUCCGCUCCAUGGGCUGCACCGUGGAGCUGCAGAUCAACCACAGCCGGCAGAUCUGGAGGGUGUCCACGGCCCCCCUGCGUGCCGUGCUGCGCGACAUGGUGAAGGGCGGGCAGACCCUCAAUGCGGAGACCCGGAACGUCUCGCAGGCGUUCGCGGGGCUGAACGAGCAGGUGGCCAGCGAGGCGGGGUACGGCGUGAGGCGCCCGCGCCGGGCACAGGGGCACCGCGCCCCCAGCACACAGCAGCUGUACGAGCAGAAAACCAAACUGCGCUGCAAAUACGUGAUUGACCAGGCGAUCGGGCGUUGCCAGGCCUGGUUCGACGCCAAGCACAAGGCCUGUCUGCGGCGCGUUGCGGUGCCCCUCAUCAGCCACCUGCUCUGCCUGCCCAUGAAGUUCAAGUUCCUCUGCCACAUGGUGCAGGUGAUGCACGCCUGGUGCAGGGACAAGAUCCCCGUGGAGGGCAACUUCGGCCAAACCUACGACAAGGUGAACGGCUCCGUGGCCGGCAUCAGCCAGGACUUCAGCGCCCAGCUGGUCGUCAAGCACGAGGCCCAGGACACGCUGGUGGGCGUGAACGUGUCCCGGGAGCGGCUCACCGAGGAGGUGACCUCGCACGUGCGUCAGCAGAGCGUGCGGCUGGGCCAGGCCAUCUCCGUGCUGCGCCUGCUGCUCUCCUGCACCUUCCUCUUCGUCUUCAUCUCGUGA